Messenger RNA from Cercopithifilaria johnstoni, 732 nucleotides. Lineage: Eukaryota; Metazoa; Nematoda; Chromadorea; Rhabditida; Onchocercidae. The record is from the annotation of a GenBank genome assembly.
AUGCCAGCUACUGAGGAAGUUGUUGCUGCCCCGAGUGCAGCUACUGGUGAUAAUCUCGCUGUCGUGGUACCAUCCAACACUGGCGCAUCAAUAACUGCACCAAUUGGAAAGAAGAGGAACAUGGUGGCAAGGAUGAAUGUCAAUGUUCCAACAUCAAAAGCUCUGAAAUCGCACGCGAAAUUGCAACAUAAUCAUCCGCCUUACGGAAAUAUGAUUAAGGAGGCACUGCUGGCUACGCAGGAUAAGAAGGGUUCGAGUCGUGCGGCAAUCCUGAAGUACAUCAUGCAGAAUUUUGCGGUCGGCGAAAACCCCACUAUAGUUAAUGCACACCUUAGAAUGGGAUUGAAACGCGGCGUAGCAUCAGGAGCUCUGAAGCAAAUGAAAGGAACCGGUGCCUCUGGAUCAUUCCGUUUAGUUGAUGCAAAAUCCGAACAGCCCAAAAAAGUCAAGAAGUCAGCUACUGCAAAGUCUACUACAACUAGUGAUAUGAAAAUGCUGUCACCGAAAAAGUCUAUGAAGGCAAAAUCUAGCACAAAAAAGGUAGCUUCGCCAAAGAUCUCGAAACCAAAAGCUGCAUCGAAGAAGAAAGCAAGUACUGCUUCUGCAGGAGGAGUUCGGAAGAACAAAAAGGCCGCUGGCAGACCGAGAAAGACAAAAGCUUCGCCGGUUAAAUCGAAAGCGACAAAGAAGUCGACAGUGGCACACGCAAGGAACAAGAAGGUUGCGGCUUAA